This is a messenger RNA of Musa acuminata AAA Group (dessert banana), 1154 nucleotides long. RefSeq names its product probable CCR4-associated factor 1 homolog 7. Bases 259 to 1068 code for a protein of 269 amino acids. Lineage: Eukaryota; Viridiplantae; Streptophyta; Magnoliopsida; Zingiberales; Musaceae. The record is from RefSeq and is a predicted model, not a curated record. Gene Ontology annotation, molecular function: poly(A)-specific ribonuclease activity; nucleic acid binding. Gene Ontology annotation, cellular component: CCR4-NOT complex; CCR4-NOT core complex; P-body. The transcript has a single exon.
GAUCAGUGAGAAGUGCAGAGGGUGGUGGCCUCAUCGCCCUCUGACCCUGAAGCGUUUCUCUCUCUUUAAUGCUGAAGGGACAAAAAGGUCGUUCCUUUUCCGUCUUUCCCCUUCUCCGCUCUCGAUCGGGCCCACGAACCCUAAUUCUCCCCCAUCCCCCUAUUUUCCGAUACCGAUUCCGAUUCGGUCGAUCUACGAUCAGAUCUGGUUUCCCUUGGCCAAUUCUUCGAUUCUAGGUUUCGAUCUGCGUCCUGUCUUAUGGCGAAGACCGCCGAAGCCACUGCCGUCGAGAUCCGCGACGUCUGGGCCGAAAACCUCGAGGCCGAGUUUGCCGUGAUCCGGGAAGUCGUCGACGACUUCCCCUUCGUCGCCAUGGACACAGAGUUCCCCGGCGUCGCCAUCCGUCCCCUCGGCGACUUCAAGACCGUAGCCGACAGCAACUACCACAUCCUCCGUGCCAACGUCGACCUCCUCCACCUCAUCCAGCUCGGGCUCACCUUCUCGGACGCCGAUGGGAACUUCCCAGCCUCGCCCGAUAGCGCGCGCCCCAUCGUGUGGCAGUUCAACUUCAGGGAGUUCGACGUUGACGGCGACAUCAGCAACCCUGACUCCAUCGACCUCCUUCAGAAGUCCGGCAUUGAUUUCGCCAGGAAUCGGGAGCACGGGGUCGAUGCAAACCAGUUUGCCGAGCUCUUAAUGUCGUCGGGCGUCGUUCUCAAUGAUUCCGUCCGCUGGGUGACCUUCCAUUGUGCUUACGACUUCGGGUACCUCCUAAAGAUCCUGACUUGCAGAAGGCUACCUGACAACCGGGAGGGGUUCUUUGAGCUCGCCAGGACUUUCUUCCCGGUUGUGUAUGACAUUAAGCACCUGAUGAGGUUUUCAAACAGCCUUCAUGGGGGGCUUAACAAGGUUGCCGAGCAGUUGGAGGUUGACAGGGUUGGAAUCUGCCAUCAGGCUGGCUCAGAUAGUUUGCUUACUGCACAGACAUUUAGGAAGUUGACGGACAAGUACUUUGAUGGGUCAAUUGAGAGAUAUGCUGGGGUUAUGUAUGGUCUCGAUAUUGAAUGAGGUUUGAGUGGUCAGUGAUGUUAGAUACAAGACUUUUAUAUUCGAAUUAGUAAAAAAAACGAGAAAGAAACUUGGUUUGAUGAGUA